Messenger RNA from Ahaetulla prasina, 3193 nucleotides. It is a transcript of the gene TMEM200A, whose product is annotated as transmembrane protein 200A. Lineage: Eukaryota; Metazoa; Chordata; Lepidosauria; Squamata; Colubridae. The coding region runs from base 1648 to 3126 and encodes 492 amino acids. The transcript has 5 exons. The record is from RefSeq and is a predicted model, not a curated record.
CCUACUUUGCUCUCCCCUCCCUGGGGCUACCUUAAAGAUACAGAGCUUAAACCUGACUCUGACGCAUCUCCCAUUCGAGUAACGGAGAUCAAGCGUCUCCUACACACAUCGCCAUACACUCCUCUCCAACAGGUAAAUCACACACACAUACACACACACACAAAUAUGCUGGAGAGGAAAAGCGAGGUUCGGGUUAAGCAUUCGCUAUCGACUGUAGGCGUUAAUCCGCAAUAAUGAGCACGACACCAAAAGAAAAGUUCGUGUGUACCAAUCGGAAGUUCUGUGUUGCUGCCAACAACGUAUCACACACACACAAACACAAGUGUGCGUAGGCAGCAGGUAAAGUUUACUGUUUGGAGACAAAUUCUUUUUUCGGCGUAGUAGUUCAGAUACCCGCCUAAACGCACAGGUGACAGUAUGGCUCCUUCAGCCAGAGACGGAGAGGUUCGGUUGUUGCACACCUGGGCUGCUCCCGGCGUCCCGACUGCCUCACGACUGGGGGGGAAAAGGUUCUCCCGCGGUCAGAGUGCGGGAGCGGCGCAAGUCAGCCCGCGCUUCCCCUCGGUCAACCGGAGCGCCGAAAACUUUCGGAACCGCUUCAGUCUCCUAGCUCCUUCUCGCCGCUCCUUUGAGUGACGCCUCCCAUCGCCCGCCGCCACCGAGGAGGGACCGGCUGGCCCCGCCCCUCGGAAAGAGAGAGAGAGAGAGAGAGAGAGACUCCCACCAAGGCCACCUCUGCCUCUCCCACCGCGGAGCAGGCGACCGCCACAUCUGGCCAGGCUGAGGUGAGAGAGGAGCCAGGGCGCCCGGCUUGGCAGGACUUUCAAAAGGAAGUCCGGAACAAGCGCUCCGGUUCGUCGGCUCUGGCCGAACCUGACGGGGCCGUUUCGGCCCCCUCUCGCGCCACGCGCGCCUUUUCUUGCUUUCCUUCCCCUUCCCUUCGCUUCCCGCCUGAGCAAUUCCGAGGAUGAGGAGGGGGAAGGGGAAGGGAGGAAGCGAGAGAAGCGCUGCGGGUCUGGCUGCCUCCGAGCCGUCGCUUGCGUGAAGCCGAGGGGGGGAAGAGGAGCCUUCGAAGAGCCAUCCCUACCUACCCCCUUCAAAGGGCAGAAGCAGCGGAGGUCUCCCGCCAGCUUUGACGCUGGGGUGAUUUGUGCGCAUAUGCACACAACCAACAGUUUGUUCGGCUCCGGCUUUCUCAAUAGCCGAAGACGAUCGGAUUAAGAACACCGCCGUACUUGGUUGACAAGAGGCGGUGAGGUGUUUCAGUUCGUCCUAAAUGGCACUAGGGGUUGUUGGUCUCGGCGGAUUUUUAAACCAGCCCGGUUGUGAAACAGAUUGUUCAUGCUCAGAUGACCCGCUAAGAGUUUAAAUGGACCGUAAGUUUGAAUACAUUUCUGCUCAGUUGUUCUGUGGGAGUAAAGAUGAAAGAGCUGACAUUAGGAAUCGGAUACUUCAUGAGUAACUUUUUCUGAUGUGGAUAUGAAUCUCUUGUUGGAAAAAUGUUGGACUCUAUAACUGCUGGAUAGUGAUGAGCAGCUGUCUACAGGCAACAAGAUGUGGUUGCCACCACAGAUGGUUCUGAAGAGAAAUGAUGUUUGAAAGGACUGUCUUUUAAUAGUUCCUAUGUGGGGAUCAAAAUAGAAAAUCAUGAUAGCUACCGGGGGAGUCAUAACAGGACUGGCUGCCUUAAAAAGGCAAGAUUCUGCCAGAUCCCAACACCAUCUGAAUCGCGCAACAUCACCAGCUCCUGAGGAACAGAAGCCAGUCAAGCGUCGACCAAGGACAGAUGUGGUUGUAGUCCGAGGCAAAAUCAGGCUAUAUUCCCCAUCAGGAUUCUUCCUUGUCCUGGGAGUGCUGAUUUCUUUCCUGGGAAUUGCUAUGGCUAUUCUUGGUUACUGGCCCCCAAAAGACUCAUUCCUAGAGCCUGAAGACAGCAUGUCACUAAAUGAGACUCGGUUAAUAGGAAAAGGAGAUGGAUUUAUUAUGCGUUUCAUUGAGCGGCAUUUACAUUCCGAUAAAAUGAAAAUGCUGGGGCCUUUCACUAUGGGGAUUGGAAUAUUUAUUUUUAUUUGUGCAAAUGCCAUGCUCCAUGAAAACCGGGACAAGGAGACAAAAAUUAUACACAUGAGGGACAUCUAUUCCACUGUAAUUGACAUCCAUGCUCUGAGAAUCAGUGAGCAAAGGCAGCUGAACGGUGCCUAUACCGGCUUAGCAGGAGAGAAUGAAAUCAAGCAUGGUGGAAGCUCUUGCGCAUCACGGCUGGCUGCAAAUACAAUUGCUUCUUUCUCAGGCUUUGCAAGCAACUUCCACAUGGUUAGCAAUGAUGAAGAGGAUGAAUUUGCUGGAAAUGAGACCAAGAAAUCAAUCCCAAAUCUUAUGUCACCUUUGCUGAUGGAACACUCUGGUUCAGUUUUUGGCCUUUACCCUCACUCUGGGAAAGCCAGGGAUGAAAGAAGCAGUGGCUCUCUGAAGUGUGAAACAAAAUCGAUUGUGUCAUCUUCCAUUAAUGCUUUCACAUUACCUGUAAUCAAACUGAACAACUGUGUUAUUGACGAGCCAAGUAUUGACAGCAUCACUGAGGAUUCAGCAAGGAGUAGAGACAGGCCUAGAAAUCUGUCCAUGGAUUCUUUAGCUCUCCCAUUAAUGAAUACCAGCGAUAGCUACAAAUCUGCCAAUGCUUUGUUACCACGCAACAAUUUAUAUGGAGAUUCUUCCUUCAGUCAGUUCAAAUCUUCAAUGACUUUCGGAGCCAGCACCGGACAGCUCUUAUCACCUGGUGCAGCCAGAAAACAGUUUGGGUCCAACACUUCUUUGCAUCUCUUGUCUUCACAUUCAAAGUCUCUAGACUUGGAUAGGGGUCCUUCUACUCUCACUGUCCAAGUUGAACAAAGAAAACAUCCAAGCUGGCCACGACUGGACCGGAGUAACAGCAAAGGUUAUAUGAAGCUAGAAAACAAGGAAGAUCCUAUGGACAGGCUUCUUGUACCACCAGCUGCAGCGAAGAAGGACUUUACUAAUAAAGAAAAACUGUUGAUGAUUUCCAGAUCUCACAAUAAUUUGAGUUUUGAGCAUGAUGAAUUUUUGAGUAACAAUUUAAAGCGUGGCACUUCAGAAACAAGAUUUUGAUGGUCAGAUGACUAUGGUUAAUAUAUUUGACAGUAUUUAUUUUAUAAAAUAAACAUUUUAAACCCUC